AUGAGCAGUACCUGUCCGAGAUGUGGGCUGGAUAGAGAGAACCUGCUUCAUGCUAUGCAAGAUUGUCCUAAGGCUAAAGUGAUGCUGGUUCAUGGAGGCUUAAAUAAUAAUCUGCUCGAAGGUUGCUAUGAUCAGUGUGUGGAUUGGCUUGAGGCUGUAGCUUGUACGCUUGAUAAGAAAGCCUUCUCUGACUUCAUUACGGUGCUCUGGAAUAUUUGGAAUAGCAGGAACAACAAAGUGUUUCGGGACGCGGAGGAGGAAGCUACAGUAACGUGGGAUAGGGUUGCUAUGUUAAGCAGGGAUUUUCAAAUUUUUAAUCUCAUGGAAAAGUCGAUGAUUCCUAAACCGAUUUUGGAGAAGGCCUGGAAGAAACCAGAGCAGGGCGUGGUUAAAAUUAAUUUUGAUGCUUCUCCGAUUGGGAGAAAGUUGAGCUUUGGGCUUCUGGCGAGGGAUCAUUGUGGCGAAGAAUGUUCACACGGAAUGGGCUGA
Messenger RNA from Gossypium arboreum, 489 nucleotides. RefSeq lists its product as uncharacterized. The record is from RefSeq and is a predicted model, not a curated record. The transcript has a single exon. Lineage: Eukaryota; Viridiplantae; Streptophyta; Magnoliopsida; Malvales; Malvaceae. Bases 1 to 489 code for a protein of 162 amino acids.